CAAAUCUCUCCAUUAGUCCGUAACCCCUCAUUAAUUAGUCUUCCUUCCCCCUUAGAAACGAGAAGAGAUUUCCCCUGUAAUCCAGAAAUAAAUUGACACCUCCCCGUCUUACUCGUCCCCGGUCGGAACUAGUCUUCCCACCCGCCUUCUCCGCGUUCUUACCAAUCCACCACGCAUUCGUCCUCCGCGACGAAGCUUCCCAAUUCCGCGUCCUCUUCCUCCUCUCGAGAUCCUGAGCUUUAUCUUCGGAUCCAUCUGUUGCGAGUUGCUACCGGAUCCUGACAUUGGAUUGCCGCUACAGCGAUCGCUCUGUUCUUCUGCAAAAGAGUAGAUGGCGGCGUACAAUCCGAAGAACAUCCUCAUUACCGGGGCGGCAGGCUUCAUCGCGUCUCAUGUCGCCAACCGCCUCGUCCGGAACUACCCCGAGUACAAGAUCGUCGUCCUCGACAAGCUCGACUACUGUUCCAACCUGAAGAACCUCAACCCCUCGCGCUCCUCUCCCAACUUCAAGUUCGUCAAGGGCGACAUCGGGAGCGCCGACCUCGUCAACUACCUCCUCAUCACCGAGUCGAUCGACACCAUCAUGCAUUUUGCAGCGCAGACCCAUGUCGACAAUUCUUUUGGUAACUCCUUUGAGUUCACCAAGAACAACAUCUAUGGCACUCAUGUCCUCCUCGAGGCCUGCAAGGUCACUGGGCAGAUCAGAAGGUUCAUCCAUGUUAGCACUGAUGAGGUCUAUGGGGAGACCGACGAGGAUGCUGUGGUCGGAAACCAUGAGGCAUCUCAGCUCCUGCCGACCAACCCGUACUCCGCAACGAAAGCUGGGGCUGAGAUGCUUGUUAUGGCCUACGGGAGGUCAUAUGGCUUGCCCGUGAUAACAACCCGUGGAAACAACGUCUACGGGCCGAAUCAGUUCCCCGAGAAACUGAUUCCAAAAUUCAUCCUUUUGGCCAUGAGGGGUCACCCACUUCCGAUUCAUGGUGAUGGCUCUAAUGUUAGAAGCUAUCUGUACUGUGAGGAUGUGGCGGAGGCAUUCGAGGUUGUUCUUCACAGAGGAGAAGUCGGGCAUGUUUAUAACAUUGGAACGACGAAAGAAAGGAGAGUGAUCGAUGUGGCAAAGGAUGUCUGCAAGCUUUUCUCACUGGAAGCAGAUAGGGUCAUUGAAUUUGUGGAGAAUCGGCCUUUCAAUGACCAGAGGUACUUUUUGGAUGAUCAGAAGCUGAAGAACAUAGGAUGGUCGGAGAGGACCACAUGGGAGGAGGGACUCAAGAAGACGAUGGAGUGGUACACGAGCAAUCCGGACUGGUGGGGAGAUGUUUCAGGUGCUCUGUUGCCUCAUCCACGGAUGCUGAUGAUGCCCGGUAUUGAAAGACAUGUCGAUGGAGCUGAAGAAACCAAGGUCACAGUUUCUCAGUCGGCAAACACUAACAGUCAGAAAAGGAUGGUUGUUCCCACUCCAAGAACCUCUUCAAAGAAACCACAUUUGAAGUUCUUGAUAUAUGGUAAAACUGGAUGGAUCGGGGGCCUUCUCGGCAUGAUAUGUGAAAAGCAGGGUAUACCGUAUGAAUACGGAAGAGGGCGACUGGAAGAACGUUCCCAACUCAUACUGGAUAUUCAAAAUGUGAAGCCGUCUCAUGUUUUCAAUGCUGCAGGUGUAACCGGCAGGCCUAAUGUUGAUUGGUGUGAGUCACAUAAGCAGGAGACAAUUCGCACGAAUGUUGCGGGAACCUUGACGCUAGCAGAUGUUUGCAGGGAGCAUGGGCUGCUACUGAUGAAUUAUGCCACAGGUUGUAUAUUUGAAUAUGACACUGAACACCUGGAGGGCUCAGGCAUUGGUUUCAAGGAGGAAGACAAACCAAAUUUUACUGGUUCAUUCUAUUCGAAGACUAAAGCAAUGGUUGAAGAGCUUCUGAAAGAAUAUGAAAAUGUCUGCACCCUCAGAGUCAGGAUGCCAAUAUCUUCUGAUCUUAGCAACCCGCGCAAUUUCAUCACAAAAAUCACGCGUUACAACAAGGUUGUGAACAUUCCAAAUAGCAUGACGGUUUUGGACGAACUUCUGCCCAUAUCGAUCGAGAUGGCAAAGAGGAAUUGCAGGGGCAUAUGGAACUUCACCAAUCCUGGUGCCAUGAGCCACAACGAGAUCCUAGAGAUGUACAAGAGCUACAUCGACCCCAGCUUCAAGUGGGUUAAUUUUACACUGGAAGAGCAGGCCGAAGUCAUAGUCGCACCUCGAAGCAACAACGAGAUGGAUGCCACAAAGUUGAAGCGUGAGUUUCCUGAGUUGCUUUCAAUCAAAGAUUCGCUUAUCAAGUAUGUCUUUGAGCCGAACAAGAAGGUCCUUUCUAACUGAGAAGCUUACUCAAGGUCACGGUUGAAGUAGACUAUUGUACUAAGCAGUAGCACCUUAAAUUCCACUUAAUUAUUAAUACUAGCUGGUAUCGAGAGAUUGACUACUAGGCGGGUGGCAUCUAUUUGUUUCAAUUUUAUUAGUUACUCUUCAUGUUCUUGUUUCGGUGCGCUUUGCAAGAGGCCAAUUAGUCACUCAAGGUCGGAAUGCAUCCAUUUGUUGUUUUACACAAAACACGUUCUGGUUAUCAUGUAUUUUCUCAUUAUUCUUUCAGAAUAUUCCAAUGUCCUUAUCGGCUAUCGCCGUAAUCUCGUGUCAUGGACUUGACUUCCUGAUUAACGGUUUAUGUAAAGUGAAUUUUAUAUAAUUUUAGACAUUUCGAUA
Messenger RNA from Musa acuminata AAA Group (dessert banana), 2731 nucleotides. RefSeq names its product trifunctional UDP-glucose 4,6-dehydratase/UDP-4-keto-6-deoxy-D-glucose 3,5-epimerase/UDP-4-keto-L-rhamnose-reductase RHM1. NCBI's taxonomy places the organism in Eukaryota, Viridiplantae, Streptophyta, Magnoliopsida, Zingiberales, Musaceae. Bases 332 to 2350 code for a protein of 672 amino acids. Gene Ontology annotation, molecular function: dTDP-glucose 4,6-dehydratase activity. The record is from RefSeq and is a predicted model, not a curated record. The transcript has 3 exons. Gene Ontology annotation, biological process: nucleotide-sugar metabolic process.